Molecule: messenger RNA, 1278 nt
Organism: Symbiodinium sp. CCMP2592
Lineage: Eukaryota; Dinophyceae; Suessiales; Symbiodiniaceae
Source: the annotation of a GenBank genome assembly
AUGAUUGAGCCAAGCCUAUGGAACCGGGUUCCGGGGUCUUGGGUCGAGUUCAGGGUUCCUCAUAGUGAUCGUGCUUCAAGGUGGAGGUCUCAUCAAUCCGUGGAAGACAAGGCAGCAGGACGACCGGAAGCAUUUGAGGCUCGGGGACAGCGUAAUUUGGAGCUUCAGCUUUAUGGCUCCUUUGUCGCCAUGAGCCUUCUUCGGUUGAUUCCCCUCCUGUGCCUCGCCUGGGGCGAACAUUCCUCGGAGAGUUGCGACAAAGCAUCGCUUCUCCAGACGAAGGCACUCGGGGAGGAGGCUUUGUCAAAGUCUUUGAGUCUUCUCCCACCACGCACUCUCCAACAUCUCCGCUUCCGACGCCGCCGCCGCAAGGACCUUCUGCCCUUUGUCUAUAUCCGGAUCAAUGUCGCAGUCGAUGACUCCAAUAGAGACGAUGUGCUGACAAAACUGCGCGAGCAAGAGACGGAGUUCUUCAUAAACUUCUUUGGAAAUAUCUAUGGCGGCAAUGGCAUACCUUACAAGGCGAAUUCGAAGAUUCUGAAGACGACGUCUUCGCUGGUUCAGUUCCAGAUCGGGUUUAUUCCGGACCUCCGGUUCAAGUUUGGCGUGGUGGAUCCGAGAGCAACGCUACGAGCAACAGUUUGGGAGCUGGAUCGUCUUCUCCGGGGGCCUGAUGACAACCGGGUCCGCACCCGCUACGACGGAGGGGUGGUCGGCGGCUUCUUCUUCGAGGGCAGCCUCUUGGUGCAAGCUGCGAACGUGUCCUAUGGCAAGCCGAUCUUGUGGCAUGUCAAGUCGGACUCCAAAGCAUAUGGGUAUGGACAUUAUGGACAUGGAAGCACCAACUUCCUGCCUGCCAACGUCAGCUUUUUCGGCACUCCUCGCGUCUGGGAGUUGCAAAAAACUUGGUACACCACCUUUCAAGGGGAAACUGGGAAAGUCUUCUUUGCGAUCGAGAACAACAGAAGUGGGUGGAUCAAUCUCAUCGCUAACAGUUCGGACCCAGCCACGAACGGUCAAAGCUUUGCCGAGGGCCAGGGCGAGGAGAUGGCCUUUGUGAGUGAGCUGCUGUUCCGGGACAUGUUCCCUCAGGAUAACGCGAAGAUCGUGAACGCCCUCGUCGUGGAGUUCCAACAAUAUCAGCGUCGGUUUUACAAGGAGGAGCAAGCCGGCUACACGCAACGCAUCCUGGAGUGGCUUUCCCAACAACCAUUAACAACAGGAUUCAACUACACCGUCACCACCGACGUAAGUUUGGUGUGGGCGCUCACGACGUGA